AUGCAAGAAUCGACAAAACGAUGCAGCGCGCACAGCCACGACAUUUGCAUUGACCUCCCAGUGCUUUUGUUGUUGCCGGGUUCACUACAUAAAUCGUCGGCAUCCGCUAUCAGAAACAAACUCCUCCUCUUCCCGUCUUUCGACGUGCUCAACCACAAUGGCUUCAUCGUUUAUUUGGGCGUCGCCAAGGAUGCCUUCCGCAGUGGUCCCGCCUACUCUCCUUCGGACCCGGGUCUCGGCCGCUUUGUCGCGCAGUCCAUCGAAGUCUUCGAGGAAGGGGAGGCGAUCCUUCGGCCUAUCUCGAGUGGCCUACCAGAUCUGGAGGAUCUGGUGGACCGCGCUGAACGCCAGAAGGAUCUCAACAAAGCCUUUGUCGCCCCGGUCCGACGUGUUCCUCCCGAGCUCUUAUCCCAGAUCUUCCUAAUCGUCGUCGCGGAUAGCCACCUUCUCCGCCUCCAUGAAGUCCGCCUGUGUCGCAGUUUCGCGCGCGUCUGCCAUGCGUGGCGUGAGUUGGCCCUCGCCACGCCCCAACUCUGGUCGAACGUCUCAUUCUGGCUCAAUGGAAGUGACAAUUGGCAAAACCUCUUCGCGCGCGAAUUGCAGCUUACACGCGACCGCCCGAUCGAUGUUACGCUCCAACAGCCACUUGGAGACCGUCAGCCGACUAGGUCGUGGGCCAUUCUAGCAUCGCAGAGCAAUCGCUGGCGCGCGCUGACUGUCUAUCUCGCUGGCGGAGCACUGCAGCACAUCAAUCCCCAGCCUCUUGUCUGUUCGUCCUUGGUCUCCAUCUCCUUCAAGGACCCAUGGCUGAAGCUCGGGCGCUCUGAAAACACCAAUGAUAACACGAGGAUGCUGUUUUCCAUGUUGGAAGACGCGCCCCUCCUGCGUACCGUGGAAAUCCGCGUUGCUACUGCUAGGGGGUCGUAUCGAAUGUGCCUUCCCUCAAGCUGGAGAUUGUCGGCCCUCCUCGUACAGUUCGGAUACUGCGAGGACGUAAGGCGCCUACUGCCCAUGGUCCAGCAAUAUUCCCGCACCCUGGAGACGCUUGACUUUGCUAUCGGGAGAACAGAGCCGGGAUUGAUGCCCCUUGGGCCCGGCCUUUCUUUGCCGCAGCUGACUGAACUGAUCUGUGGUACCCACGGUUCGCAACUCAUUCGGCACGUUAAAGCACCAAAGCUACGCUUCUUGCACAUCGUACAGCACCUGGAGGAUUUAUGCAACGCACCGUUCCCGGAUAUCCUUUCUACCGCGCAGUACGUGUCCUGCUUCAAGAGUCUUCGGGAGCUCCAUCUCCGCAAUGUAUCUUGGUCAACAGAUUCGCUCAUCGACACCCUGAACGAACUCACCAACCUCGAAUGCCUUCGGAUGCUGGAGAGCGGCCACGAAUAUUCGGGCAAGCUCGUCACACGGGAGCUCUUUGAGCGCCUGACACGCGGUGGUGUCGACGCCGACGACAAAGUCAUAGAUCAUGACCACCUUUGCCCUCUUCCGAAUCUGACCACAAUGACCGUUACUGUCCAUUGUCCUGUCGCCGAGGACGAUGCUCUGAUACCCGCGGCACGACGUAUGGCUCUUUCGCGCGCGAAGGUGGAAGGCGAGAGGCUGGUGCGACUAGCAGUAUUUUCUUUUCGCUACCGCAUGUCGCAGGAUAGCGAUAGGUGGACAAGUAUAUCCUUGGAAUUAUUGUAG
This is a messenger RNA of Schizophyllum commune H4-8, 1689 nucleotides long. RefSeq lists its product as uncharacterized. The transcript is spliced from 3 exons. The coding region runs from base 1 to 1689 and encodes 562 amino acids. NCBI's taxonomy places the organism in Eukaryota, Fungi, Basidiomycota, Agaricomycetes, Agaricales, Schizophyllaceae. The record is from RefSeq and is a predicted model, not a curated record. Gene Ontology annotation, molecular function: protein binding.